Messenger RNA from Medioppia subpectinata, 702 nucleotides. Lineage: Eukaryota; Metazoa; Arthropoda; Arachnida; Sarcoptiformes; Oppiidae. The record is from the annotation of a GenBank genome assembly.
GAAGAGUUUGCCGAUCGAUUCAAUUUAGCCGAAUGUCAGUUAGCUAUCCUUCACUGCGCCGGACAUCACGACCCGAACCUAAUUGAGACCAUUUGGCGAAACAUUAUUGAUAGUGACUUACGAGCGGUCAGUUCCAUGUCUUCCGACGCCCAGAAGAAUCUAAUUUGUAAUAAAAUCAAACAUUUGGCCAAACUAUACAUGAGUUCUGAGAAAUAUUUCCCAAUCGAAUUUAUUGUCAAAUACUUGGAGACGAAAACACAGAACUUUGAGUUUGAGUCGCAAUGGCUUACAGAGAGUCUACUGGAAAUGGGCGUCAAAUUAACGGAUUUACUCGAUCUCUACCAUAAACUCUAUAAAUCACGUGAAUUAUCCACUUCUUGGCCGCGAAAACAAAUACAUUUGCUUCGAGUUCUGGCUUUUAUUAUCAAUGCGUUUACUUUUAACCAGUCUUUGGUCUCAUUUUCUGAAAGGCGUCACUUUUGCACCAAAAGUCUGGACGUAUUGUCCGCUUAUUUAAUUGAUUUACAAACGAUGGACUCCGAGGACAGAGCCGUUAGAAGUCUGUUAUACGACUUGAAAGCAAUCAAAGCCAAAGUCGAGCGAUGCGUUUGAUUUGCAUUUUAUAUAUUAUUUGAAUUUAUUUUAAAAUAAGUUUUAUAUUAAUUAUUAAUAAAUAAAAAUUUAUUCACAAUUUAUUAAAAA